This is a messenger RNA of Sinocyclocheilus grahami, 511 nucleotides long. RefSeq names its product plasminogen. Gene Ontology annotation, molecular function: serine-type endopeptidase activity. Lineage: Eukaryota; Metazoa; Chordata; Actinopteri; Cypriniformes; Cyprinidae. The record is from RefSeq and is a predicted model, not a curated record. The coding region runs from base 1 to 471 and encodes 156 amino acids. Gene Ontology annotation, biological process: proteolysis. The transcript has 3 exons.
AUGGAAAAUGAAAUGGAUGAGAAACAACUAAGCUUCAGCUCAUGCUACAUCACUGGUUGGGGCAGCUCAGUGUUAGAAGGAAUGUUAUUUAUCACUCUUCAGGAAGCUGAAGUUAAUCUUAUUGAUACUAGAAUCUGCAACCAGAGAAGCUGGUAUAAUGGCCAUGUUAAUGACAACAUGAUCUGCGCAGGAUUUGACAAAGGAGGAGUCGACACAUGUCAGGGUGACAGCGGAGGGCCUCUACAGUGUUACAGCGAAGACAUGCAGAGAUUUUACCUUUAUGGUGUGACAAGUCAUGGAGAGGACUGUGCAUUGCCAAACAAACCUGGCAUAUAUACUCGUGCUAGCCGGUACACCGUCUGGCUGAGAAAAGCUGAAGCAAGAUCUGUAUCUGCUGCCUCAGUCACAGAUCUGACAGUUUUUAAAUUAAUCUCAGCCCUGUUUUUCUCUUGGAUGGGCCUGCUAAUGUGAGCCGACCCCAUCAGACAUCACAACAGCUCUCUGUGCUGCU